Messenger RNA from Brassica napus (rape), 1384 nucleotides. Its product is annotated as RHOMBOID-like protein 2. Gene Ontology annotation, cellular component: membrane. Gene Ontology annotation, biological process: proteolysis. Gene Ontology annotation, molecular function: serine-type endopeptidase activity. NCBI's taxonomy places the organism in Eukaryota, Viridiplantae, Streptophyta, Magnoliopsida, Brassicales, Brassicaceae. The transcript is spliced from 4 exons. The coding region runs from base 203 to 1162 and encodes 319 amino acids. The record is from RefSeq and is a predicted model, not a curated record.
GACAAUAAUAAUACUUACAACUUUUGCCUCAAAUUCUCAACUCUUACAGAUGCUCUGUCUCAAUCUCUUGUCCCUCUAAUUCAUCCUCCUGUCUUUCUUCCAAGCUACUUCUCCUCUGCUUUCGUAUUUGUUCCGUUAAUCAAAGUUUCUAUUUAUAUAAGCAAGAUUUUGAGAGGUGCGUGAGAGAUAGAAACAGAGAGUAAUGGCGAACAGAGAUGUGGAGAGAGGUGGGAAGCAAAACAGAGGAGUUCAUAACAACAACAACUAUUUCUAUGACGAAAGCUCCCGCAACACUCACUGGACUCCAUGGCUGGUCCCGGCGAUCGUUGUGGCGAAUCUCGCCGUCUUUAUCGCCGUUAUGUUCGUUAACGACUGUCCUAAGAAAAUCAACGGACCAAACAAAGCUUGCGUCGCUAGGUUCCUCGGAAGAUUCUCGUUUCAGCCACUUAGAGAGAAUCCUCUGUUCGGCCCAUCUUCUUCUACAUUGGAGAGAAUGGGAGCAUUGGAGUGGAGGAAAGUAGUACAUGAGCAUCAAGGAUGGAGACUCGUCACUUGUAUGUGGCUACACGCUGGUAUCAUUCAUCUUCUUACCAAUAUGUUGAGUUUGAUCUUCAUCGGUAUCCGCCUUGAGCAGCAGUUUGGCUUCAUAAGGGUCGGGCUUAUCUACUUAGUAUCUGGUUUCGGUGGAAGCAUACUCUCGUCUCUCUUCCUUCAAGAAAGUAUCUCUGUUGGUGCUUCUGGUGCUCUCUUCGGACUUCUUGGAGCUAUGUUAUCUGAACUUCUCACCAAUUGGACUAUCUAUGCCAACAAGGCGGCUGCUCUUGUCACACUCCUAUUCAUCAUAGCAAUCAACUUAGGACUAGGCUUGCUGCCUCGGGUUGACAAUUUCGCGCACAUUGGAGGGUUCUUAACCGGGUUAUGCCUCGGGUUUAUCCUCCUUGUCCGGCCACAGUACGGCUGGGAAGCUUCCCGCACCAACACUUCCGUUACCAAACGCAAGCAUAGCAUGUACCAGUACGUGCUGUUCGUAGUCGCAGCGGUUCUACUUGUGGUUGGGUUAACUGUUGGAUUGGUGAUGCUUUUCAAAGGAGAGAAUGGGAACAAGCAUUGCAAAUGGUGUCAUCGCCUCAGCUGUUUCCCUACUUCUAAAUGGACCUGUUAAUCAUCAUCAUCAUCAUCAUCAUCAUCAUACUUUGUAACCUUCUUAUAUGUGUUCUUGUAAUAUCUUGGUUUCUUUUGCCUCUGACCUCUCUAGCCUUUUAUAACAUACAUGUACAUUAUUACUAAAUUCGUCUUGUGUAAAAAGGGGAAAGAAACAAAAGAGUGUAUUACAUUUGAAAACCAUACUAAACUCUCAACAGAAAUAAAUAGUAUUUUUCACUAA